Molecule: messenger RNA, 1585 nt
Organism: Nymphaea colorata (pocket water lily)
Lineage: Eukaryota; Viridiplantae; Streptophyta; Magnoliopsida; Nymphaeales; Nymphaeaceae
Product: LIM domain-containing protein WLIM2b-like
Exons: 5
Coding region: 794-1339 (181 amino acids)
Biological process (GO): actin filament bundle assembly
Cellular component (GO): actin cytoskeleton; plasma membrane
Molecular function (GO): actin filament binding
Source: RefSeq, a predicted model, not a curated record
CUUUAUUUAGCUUUGGCGGGGUGCGUGUGGUGUGUUCCGUCCUUCCCGCAUUUGCGCCUUCGCGUCUCCCCGUCGUCGGAAACAUCUUAUUAGGGUUCUCCGAUCCCUCUCUUCCGGCCCCAAUCCUCUGGCGAAUUGCCGGGAAAAUAGAGGGAAAGAGAGGAAGAGCAGAGAGCCCGAAGAUUUCCCACCGGCGAAACCGGCGUUCUUUUUUAUCUUUGGUUUUCUUUACGAGGCGCGACAGUUCCCGCUUCCCGUAAUCGCGGAAAGAGGUGCGUCCUCGAGGUUUCUAAAAUUAGGACGUCUGCCUGCUCCUUGGAAAGAUUGGUGUUAUUGAUCUGUUUGGCCCAAUCAUUUCUUUUUUAAAGUGGGUGGAGCCUGUAUUCUGUGUCCACGGCCUAAUUCCGGCGAAUUCCCGGGAAAUAGGGGGCCUGGGCAGUCGGUUCCUUCCGCUGGGAAUCAAGAUUGGUUCCGGGUUUGUUGCCUCCUCUAGAGUCAAUUAUUUGUUUGAUAUUAAAACUGCGUCUUUUUUCUUUUUUAAUUAGACGGGAUUUUUUUUGUUUUUUCCUUCUCUUGGAGGAACUUGGGAUUAUUCUUAGAAAGGGGAGCUGGUUUUUGGGUAGUUGGUCUUCAAUCUGGGGAAUCAGAAGCUUUGUUAUUUCUGAAACUUCGUUUAUUUCUUUGGCGUGAUCUGCGGUGGGAAACUCUGUUUCUGUUUGUGGAGGAUUUCCGGUCGGCCAUUAGCAGUUUUAUUGUCCUGCUACCGGAGGAUCAGUAGUUCUGCAUCCCAACUAUGGCGUUUACCGGCACUCUUCAGAAAUGCAAGGCUUGUGACAAGACUGUCUACGUGGUGGAUCUCUUGUCCGCCGAUGGUGUUCCUUACCACAAAUCUUGCUUCAGAUGCAGCCACUGCAAAGGAACAUUAGCGCUGAGCAACUACUGUUCAAUGGAAGGUGUCUUGUACUGCAAACCUCAUUUUGAGCAACUCUUCAAGGAGACUGGCAGUUAUAACAAGAGUUUCCAAUCACCUUCAAAAUCAGCUGAAAAGCAGCCUGCACUGACUAGGGCACCAAGCAGGGUCCAAUCCAUGUUCUCUGGCACACAGGACAAAUGUGCUACUUGCAACAAAACUGCAUAUCCACUGGAGAAGGUGACGGUGGAAGGGCAGUCAUACCAUAAGUCGUGUUUCAAGUGCUCACAUGGUGGAUGCUCUCUUACUCCAUCAACAUAUGCAGCUCUAGAUGGAAUCCUCUACUGCAAGCCUCACUUUUCUCAGCUAUUCAAGGAGAAGGGGAGCUACAAUCACCUCAUCAAGUGUGCUUCUAUUAAACGUUCUUAACUAGCAGCUGCAAGCCUACCGUUUGUUCUGCUGCCAUCUCUCAUUGUCUACUUUCUAUGUGCUCUCAUUCUGCUUUUGAUUUCAUCUAUUUUCGUGGAAAAAAAUUGCCUAGGAAGUCUAAUUACCUUCGGGUGGCUUCCUUAUAAUUUCUUAUCUCUUUAUGGUUUGUAGAAUGUUUCCAGUGUGAAGCAUGUUUGUUUGCGGAGACAAAUAUUAUGGGGGAAAGAUAAUUUUAUUCCCGAUUUA